AUGUAUCAACGUCUACGUGACACGUCUAUCACCAAAAUGCAAGCGAAAGCAUUGGAACACGUUCAAAAAAUAUACGUAUCACCAAGUGUGACGCAAUAUUUACUUAGCGUAAUACAUUUCACCAUUCGGCUCAGUUCUUUCUACAGCCAAUGCCGGGUACGGCCGGUCACAAAACACCGAGAGUCAUUUGGAAGUUGGUUUCUGCAGUUCUUGAAAAGUUUCCCAGAUCUCUGUAGGACAGGACAGGGUCACUGUGUCCGACUAAAUGCAGUUAUAUAUUGUUGGCGCGUUGUCGAGAUUCUCAUUUCGUUUAUUAUGAAUAGCAAAACUGACGCGCUUAGCGCUUCCUCACAGAUCCGUCUCUUGCGCUCCUCUGUUCAGCUACCUGUUGGACAACACCGCACCUCGUCCGCUUCAUUAUUCUCUUAUUCAGCGUCAGAUUUCAUCUACGAUUUAAGGAAUCCGAAAGAUAAUGAGAGUCGUUCCAAAUUCGAAGAUGUACUUAUAUCCAAAUGGGAAGACGCCAAGAAGCAUAAGCUACUGAACUACGAUCUAAACUGCAUGUACAAACUUCUGGAGGGUGAUUUUAACUUUUCCAUACAGCUUAAUGUUGAACGUGGAGAAAGAAGGCGUAAACCCAUGCAUUUCCGAGCCGUACGUGAGCCGUUUAAUAACCUGAGAUGGAAUUUUACGAAGCUGAAAGAGAAUGAGAUACUGUUAUAUCUGCAACGCAAGGAUCAUUUAUUAAACACUGAUCCAUUGGAUUAUCAUGCUGUUGCAAUUAACGCCGCACCGCUUGCAAGAGGACAUUCCUUGCUGUUACCAUACAUGAAUCGCUGUGCACCACAAAUUCUGUCCGAAGUAGCAGUUCGUUUGGCAACCGAUACAAUGCUUUUAACGAGGGACAAUUCCUUUCACGUCCUAUUCAACAGCCUUUUGGCAUUGGCUUCCAUUAAUCACCUGCAUCUUCAUCUUUUAACUUGGCCAUAUGAUUCUGACUUGAUCAAUCGUAGGUGUGAACAUCUGUUCGACAAUAUAUAUAUAGUCAAGCGUCCGAUAUGGUUUACAUAUGCUAUCGUGUUCCAGCUAACUGCCCCAGAGCAGUAUGAAAAGUUCGUGAUAAGUAUAGCACGUUGUGUAGACUAUCUAAGCACUCAUGAAGUAGCGCAUAAUAUAUUUUUCUCGCGUGCACAACCACUAAGAACAUCAGGCGCUAUUCAGUCAGAAGAUAAAACAAAUGUACUUCCACAGCUUGUCACUGCAUACAUUUUCCCACGUGUCGCUGUUGUUGGAGUCAAACCGGCGAAAAGUUUCAGUCCAGCAUCUUUGGAGCUCUCGGGAUGUUUGACUGCCUACACAUAUCAGUUUUUUGAAACAGUAACUGAAGAGGGAGCAUUACGCAUAAUAGACGAAGAGGCGACAUUGCCUGACUCGCGAUUCAAUCAGAUUUGUUCCGAACUAAUACAAGUUCUGUACGGGAAGAUGCUGGACGAACAAAGCACCACUGACGAAGCUGAACCGGCAGGUUUUCUUACUGUCACCAUGACUGUUAUUCUGGAUGGAGUUCUGUCAUCGCCAGAAUUAGACGAAUUACGCGACUCGUUCCAAACAUUCGAAAUGCAUUCACCAAGACGCUUUUCCGCUACAAAUUAUCAACGAUUUACAUUUGAAGACGAAGUCAAACCAAUUAACACCAAGCCGGGAACUUCUCCGUGA
Molecule: messenger RNA, 1716 nt
Organism: Acanthocheilonema viteae
Lineage: Eukaryota; Metazoa; Nematoda; Chromadorea; Rhabditida; Onchocercidae
Source: the annotation of a GenBank genome assembly